AUGGCUCUCAUGAAGCGCUAUGCUUUGCAUACGAUCAUUGCAGCUACAUUCCUCUAUUUGCUCUAUUCUCUAAGCUUUCCAUACCAGCAGCCAGAUAACACUGCUGGAGGCCGACAGCAGCACAAUGAUCAGCAUCAGCAGCAGUCACAGCCCCCAGGGCAAGGGCAGAAGCCAUUGAGGGCAUACGAUUGGGCCAACAUACCAAUGAAACACCCUAUCCGGUCCAUGACAGCUUUUCCUACUGCAGCACCGAGGCCUUUACCAAAAGUUCAAUUCGACUUCAAAGAAGAAGAUGCGACAGCUAAGAAUAUACGAGAGCGCAGACGCAACGAAGUAAAACGGGCUUUUGAGAAAUGCUGGACAAACUACCGCAUGAAGGCUUGGAUGCACGACGAGUUGUCACCGAUAUCCGGCGAGGCACGGGAUCCUUUUGGAGGUUGGGCAGCCACCUUGAUCGAUGCGCUCGACACCCUCCUGAUCAUGGGCUUGAAGGAGGAAUUCACGUCUGCAAUUAAAGAUGUUGAAAGAGUCAAUUUCGGCCGAACCCCGAUGGAUCAAAUCAACGUUUUUGAGACGAACAUUCGACACCUUGGUGGCCUAUUGGCGGCAUAUGAGCUGAGUGGCGAGGACAUACUUCUGAAGAAGGCAAAGGAAGUGGGUGACAUGAUUUAUCAUGCAUUUGAUACUCCCAAUCACAUGCCGGUCACACGGUGGGAUUUCAAUAACGCAGGUAGUGGGAAAGAGCAGAUUGCUGAUGAAAAUGUGCUUGUUGCUGAGAUAGGAUCGCUCACAAUGGAGUUUUCUCGACUUUCUCAACUCACGGGUGACCAUAAAUGGUAUGAUGCAACAACACGCAUUACAAAGAUUCUCGCGCAACAACAGGGCUCUACGAAACUCCCAGGAUUAUGGCCCAUUGUCAUCAAUGCAAGGAAGGCUGAUUUCUUCCAUGGCACUGGGUUCACUCUUGGAGCUAUGGCCGAUUCAGCAUACGAAUAUCUGGCGAAAACCUAUGCUUUAUUAGGCGGUGUGGAACCACUAUAUCAAGCCAUGUAUGAGCAGGCAACAGAUGCUGCGGUGAAACAUCUCGUAUUCAGGCCAAUGACUCCAGAGGACGCUGAUAUACUUGCUGUUGGAUCUAUACAAACCGAGGGGUCUUCGACCACUUUGAACCCAGAGCUGCAACACCUUGGCUGUUUUGCUGGCGGUAUGUUUGCACUUGGUGGUAAACUGUUCGACAAAGUUGAACAUGUUACAAUUGGCAGGAAGCUUGCCAAUGGAUGUGUCUGGGCCUACAAAGCAUCUCCGGCUGGGAUCAUGCCUGAGGUUUCACAUCUGCACCAGUGCCCAAGUCCGGAUAAUUGCACGUGGAGUGAACAGGCCUGGAGGGAUGGAGUUACUAGUCGGGCGGAUCUGACAGGAACGGAGAAGGACCCUCUUCAGAACAUCGCCAAUCUACGUCUCCCACAAGGAUUCACUGCAAUCGACGAUCGCCGGUAUAUUCUCCGCCCAGAAGCUAUCGAAAGUGUCUUCAUCCUCUACCGUAUUACUGGUGAACAGCAGUGGCAAGCAGCGGCUUGGGACAUGUUCACUGCCAUUCAGCGUCACACGGAGACAGACAUUGGAAAUGCCGCUCUCAGCGAUGUAUCGACAGAUAAUCCGCCGAAGAUGGACUCUAUGGAGAGCUUCUGGAUGGCAGAGACCUUGAAGUAUUUUUACCUUAUCUUUUCCGAUCCAGACGUCAUUAGCCUAGACGACUAUGUCUUCAAUACCGAGGCCCAUCCAUUCAAGAUCUCAAAGCCAUCGAACUAA
Molecule: messenger RNA, 1809 nt
Organism: Aaosphaeria arxii CBS 175.79
Lineage: Eukaryota; Fungi; Ascomycota; Dothideomycetes; Pleosporales
Product: glycoside hydrolase family 47 protein
Exons: 2
Coding region: 1-1809 (602 amino acids)
Biological process (GO): carbohydrate metabolic process; N-glycan processing
Cellular component (GO): endoplasmic reticulum; Golgi membrane
Molecular function (GO): calcium ion binding; mannosyl-oligosaccharide 1,2-alpha-mannosidase activity
Source: RefSeq, a predicted model, not a curated record